This is a messenger RNA of Cylindrotheca closterium, 1476 nucleotides long. The record is from the annotation of a GenBank genome assembly. Lineage: Eukaryota; Bacillariophyta; Bacillariophyceae; Bacillariales; Bacillariaceae.
AUGCCCACACUCCACGAUGCCGCAAGAGAAGGGGACUGGGCCCUCGUAGAUAGGCUGUUGCGCAUGGGCGGUGCCGACAUCAACGAAUUGCGCGUUAUUGAACCGGAUGAUGAUUUAACGGAUAUUUUCGAUGUGAUCAAUAUGAUGCCACUUUGUGAAAAAAAGACUGCGUUGCAUUUUGCCUGUGACGCUGGAAAUUUGAAAGUUGCCCGGCUACUGUUGGAUCGAGGUGCUGAUGUGAAUGCAAAGUGCUCUCAUGAUGAGACACCACUGAAUUGUGCAUGUAGAUGGCAUCAUCUUGCGAUUGUCCAGCUUUUGUUGGACAAUGGCGCUGAUUUGGAAGCAAGGAGCAAGAAUAAUGGAUGGACGCCACUGGAUUUGGCCUCGUGCAAGAAAGCAUGGGAAGGAACACGGCUUCUGUUGGAUCGAGGUGCAGAUUUGAACGCCAAAAAUGACGACGGAAGUGCACCCCUGCACAACGUCUGUCGCAAUAAUGAUCUUGAUAGUGUACGGCUUUUCAUAGAACGGGGAGUGGAAGUGAACAUAAUCAAUAUAGGGAAUGAGACGCCAUUACGUUUUGCCUGUGAGCAUCAAAACUUGGAGAUUUUGCGGCUAUUAUUGAAGGGGGGUGCUAACAUCGAGAUGAAAUUUGACGAUGACAACACACAUUUGCAUUACAUUUGCUUCGAAGGAUAUCUCGAAAGUGCUAGAUUCCUAUUGGACAAUGGUGCCAGCUUGGAAGCAAGGGGAUGUUUUGGUCAGACUCCACUGGGCAAUGCAUGUGCCAAUGGACAAAUGGAAGUUGUUGGACUGUUGAUUGACAGAGGGGCUAAUGUUGAAGCAAAAGAUAAAGAGGCACAUACUCCGUUCAUGGUUGCAUGUACCUUGGGACAGAUAGAGGUCGCAGAGUUUUUGCUCGAGCGACACGCAUCUGUGGACGCAACGGAUUUAGGAGGAUAUACUGCAUUAUUGCAUGCAUGUAAAAACUACAAUGAUAAGGUUACGCGUUUCUUGGUCGAUGCCGGUGCUAAUGUUAAUGCAAAGGAGGAUGAAUGGGGUUGGACACCACUGCAUUUCGCAAGUAAAAAGGGCAGUGCCGAUAUUGUGCGAUUGUUACUGGAUAGCGGUGCGGAUAUGGAAUCACAAGGACGAGACAAAUUCACCCCUUUGCACACAGCUUGUGGGUUUGGUAAUUUCGCAGUUGUCCGACUCCUCUUGGACAGCAAUGCAAAUUUGGAAGCUCGGACUGCUGUUGGGUGUACCCCACUGCAUCUCGCAUGUGCAUAUGCAAGCCUGAAAAUUGUGCGUUUGUUGUUGGAUCGAGGGGCGAAUGUCCAGGCCACGACAGCGGGCGGCAUGACCCCUUUAGUACUUGCAGCUGCACAUGGUUCACAUCAAGUCGUUUCGAUGUUGCUACAACAUUCUCCCUGGCUGAUCAUAGGUAGUCCCAACGAUCAAGUGGCUUCACGAAUUUAG